Messenger RNA from Magnolia sinica, 1669 nucleotides. RefSeq lists its product as uncharacterized. The coding region runs from base 293 to 1378 and encodes 361 amino acids. The transcript is spliced from 4 exons. The record is from RefSeq and is a predicted model, not a curated record. Lineage: Eukaryota; Viridiplantae; Streptophyta; Magnoliopsida; Magnoliales; Magnoliaceae.
CUUACCGCAACGUGUCCAAAUCCAUUUCCCGCUAUCCUAAUAACAAGCUGGUCCCCUCUAUCCGUUCCCGUCUUCUCCUCUCUCUCUCUCUCUCUCUCUCUAUACCCUAAUACCGAUAUGUCAUGUACGCGCGCGGGUAAGUAUCGUCUCCUUCUCUAUCAAUCCUUUUUCUUGUUGAGAACUUCAAUGUUUUGGUCUUGAUCUUUAUUCAACUGGUAGAGAUGUUGUCUGGUAGGCAUCUGGAACUGGGUAGGAGCAGAGAAGAAACUGAUAUUGUUGGAUAUUGGUAGACAUGAUGGGGCUGUUUCUUGAAUUAAUGACAAACACAAUAGUCUUGGCUACAAAGCCAUGCACUUUGAUCAGACUUUUAUGCCUGGUCGGUGCAAAAAUUGUUGGUAUUGUUACAUUCACAUGGUUGCAACUAGUGAAGGCUUUCAUCAACUUCCACGUGGAUGUGUGCUGGGGGAUUUUGAUAUGGACCAUUGCUCUCAUAUCUCUUCCUUUCCGGGUUCUCAAUGCAUUGCAAAGGGAGAGGGUGCUAGAAAUUCAUCUGCAAGCGAUGCAGAUUGACUUGGAUAAUCUUGUGUGUGAAAAGAAGGAACUCGAAGAACGGUUGCAUAUAGCUCUUAAAGACCGUGGGAUCAUGGAGACGGUAUUAGCAGAGAUUGAUGAGGAGCAUGAUAAAGCUAUAGCCAGAAUUGAUCUACUGGAGAACAAGCUGCAGGAUCUGAAAGAUGAAAAUCUUCGACUAAGCGAAACCCAUGGGAAAGACGCUGAGUAUUUUACUGCCCACAACAAUGUUGUUGGCGAUGAUGAUUAUGACAUUCCCCUUGUUGCCGAUUAUGAUGUUCCCUCCUGGAAAUCAGGUUAUGAUGGAAGUGGAGCAAACCUCCAAGACCUAAUGCAUGGAGAUGCAUGGGAGGAUGAAACCGACAGCAAACCUCGGAAGCAAGUAUUCUUAAAACCUGGGUCAAAAGUAGCCCGGCCGUAUCCAUUUUCCCCCCGAAUCGUCUCCAGAAAUCUAACAGUGGAUGAGGAGGCAUUGGACCGACGAAGGGGUGUUGCACUCUCGCAGAGCCUUUUCAGCACAUUUUUGUCACUUCUGGUUGGCAUGAUCGUCUGGGAGGCUGAAGACCCCUGCUUGCCCCUUGUAGUGGCACUCUUCACUGUGGUUGGCAUGUCUCUAAAGAGUGUAGUCCAGUUCUUCUCCACCAUAAAGAAUCGGCCCGCUUCUGAUGCGGUUGCAUUAUUGAGCUUCAAUUGCUUCAUACUUGGCACCCUUGCAUCUCCAACCCUGCCGACCGUCGCCCGCAUGUUGGCGCCACAAGCUUUAAGGCUUGCUGACUGGAUGAUCUACCAGCUUGGAUUUUUGUCUUAGUAGCAGGCUGACUGCAGAUCUGGAGCUCGGUAUCCAUUCCUUUUGGGGGUCUAGAUAUGCAGUUUCCAUGGGAAGAUUUUGUGGUAUGUAACUUCCCUGUAUAUAACUGCCCCUAAUAUUGGCCUUUUGUUUUUCAUUAAAAUUUGAACUCUUCAAGUUGAGGUUGAUGUGUUGCUUGAAAUUGACUGAAGCCUGUACUAUACUACUUGAUCUAGUUGAACAAGGACACGUAUACUCUGUUCUUUAGUUUCGAACAUUCUGUAGAAAAAAGGUGAAUGAGCUUUACUAGAA